UCUCUCAGGAUCACCAGCCAUGUCCCUCCCGACCACCUUCAGAAUCACAGUGUGGGGGCUUCUGUGGGCUGCUCGCUGGGAGCUGCAGGUCCAAGCUGAUGGACCGCUCCAGGCUCCCACCCUGUCUUUCAAAUCGCCCCCCGACGGCAGUGACAUUCAGCUGUUCUCGAGGGUGACCCUGCUGUGCACCCCCCCAUACAGAGCCCCCUAUCCCAUGGUCGUAAUUCUGGGGAGGGACACCCAGCCCCGCGUGGAGGUGACGAGAUACCCUCUCAGGUCGUCCUCCUCUGCCCUGUUUUACCUGCAAGCCUCGGCGGAAAACGAAGGCACCUUAGUCUGCUGGUACAACGUCAGCCGGACCAGAGAGAUGUCUGCGUCCAGCAACCCCCUCAACAUUACCAUCUCCUCUCUUCCCCCUCCGAUAGCUUCAGUGGACCCAUUCUUCAUUCGUAUCGGAGGAAACUACACAGUGUACUGCAAGGCCUCCGGAGAGUUCUUCAACUUCACCCUCAGUCUCUACGUCCGUGACCUGCUGGGCCCCGGGGCCGACGCACCCCCGGAGCUGCUGGGCUCCGUCACUCUGGAGGACAACACAAGACUCCUCGUGGCCACCAGCAAAAAGAUGGAUGCCAAGGUCAUGCUGGAGUACCUCUGCAAGAUGGAGCUCACCUACAACCAGCGCCUGUAUCAGUCUCCCUUCUCCCCCGCUGCCUUAGCCAGCGUAGAGGAGGCCCCAGUGCGCCUGGUCUCCCGGUUCCGGAGCAGCCGCUGUGGGGGGCGGCUGGAGGUGUUUGUGCGGAACGCCUGGUCCGUCGUCUGCCAGGGGGCGAACACGGACCCUCUGAACCGGGAGCUGGCGCGCGUGGUCUGCAGGGAGAUGGGCUGCGGAGAUGUGGCCAUCCAAAGCGUGCUGACCAUCUCCAACCCCCGACCGGGCACGGUGUUCGUGGGGCCGGUGGAAUGCAGCGGGGAGGAGGCCCGGGUCCGAGACUGCCGCAUCACUGCUGUCGGGGACUCCUACCCGAGAGGAAAGCAGCCGGAGAUCGUCUGCACAGAUUUUCCUCAGGCUCCGGAGCUCUCGGUCCCUGGUUACGGUCGUGUUUCCAGUAUUUAUGUCCAUGAAAAAAGCCCGCUAGUGCUCUCCUGUAUGGUGACCUCUCAGUGGAUGGUCGAUAAUGGUCUGAUGGCGGAGCUACGCAUACAGGACGUGACCAGUCAGAGGACCUUCACCUACUCGACGGUGUUGGCUGGAGAGGCCGUGACGACCGAGCUGAGUCCGCCGGUGAGACCUGGGGAGUACGCGUGCUACGCGGUGUACCACGGGUUCAACCUCCACGUGGAGUCCAAGCUGAGCAACCGCCUGACCGUCACCACCGGGACCUGGAUGCCACCAAGUUCUGGAGUCAUAGUUGGUGCUCUGCUCACAACUCUGAUUGGAGCUGGGAUUCUGCUGUAUGUGUGCUUGUGUCGUUCAAGCAAAGAGAGCUCGCAGACUCCAGCGCAGACAAACACAGACAACCCCGCAAGCACCCCAGAGGCAACCUCAGAGAACCCUGUGUUCAUCCAAGAACAAUAACGCAUGUUGGAAUCCAUUGUGCCAUUUAAUGUAAUAUAUAAUUUACAGUAUGUCAAAAUAAUAUACUGUGGUGCUUUUCAGUAUAUGAAUUCAAUACCCUUUUGAACCACUUGGAGGUGUUCUAUAUCAGGGUUUCUCAACCUUUUGCCUACUGCGACCCACUUUUUUGUAUGCCAGUCAUCCACGACCAACUACGGGGAGAAAUAAAGAAAUAAAUCACUGAAAUGCCUCUUUAGACCCAGGCUACAGUACAGUAUAUGAUUAUUAUAAUUAAUUUCACGAAAACAUACAAACAUUUUCAAUCAUUAGGCAGACUAAUUUUACUCACGUUAAUGUGACACUUGAGACUGCUGCUCUGAAAUGAUAUCCAGGCACGGUGGAAUUGGGGAAAGGGCGACAUACGACAUUCGAAAAUACGAUUCGACAGUACUGUCGCCCAAAUACCGCAAUGAGCCUUGUAUGAAGUGGCCUUACGGGCUGCGCCGGCAUCCCCCAGUUCUAUACUCCUGGGGCGAUGGGCAAUUUGCACUAAGCUUCGCUUCCCCGCGCAGGUUUGAUGGCUUGCGAAUUUCGCGCCACAUCACAGCCAGCAUUUUGACUACACCACGCUGCUAGCAAGUUUGAUUCGAGAUUUCUGGAAGAUGGGCGUGGCCUUUAUCCCUACUUGAAGGUGAUUGGCUUUCGCCAGGUGAAAUUUUCACUCGAGUUGAACAUUUCUAACUCAAGCGAACGCUCAUUUGGCGUCGCUCGCAGUUUCGCCGCGAACUCCGCCCAUUCGCCUCCUGCCUUUGACUUUUCAUGCGUUCGCGUCGCUCGUAAAUUUUCGCGUUCGGUUAAAACACACCAGAGAAAUUCGCGACCCCCUGCAGAAUGAUCCGCGACCCGGUUGAGAAACCGUGUUCUAUAUUAUGUAUUUUUUCUCUAAGAAGGCAUUAUUGAAUCUGUGUUAGAUGGAACUUCUGUACGUGUCAUGACUGCACUAAAAAGUGCAAAUGGUUGAAAGUGAUAUAACUGUCAAAGUGAAUAAAGAUAUAAAACAG
Messenger RNA from Megalops cyprinoides (Indo-Pacific tarpon), 2616 nucleotides. RefSeq lists its product as uncharacterized. NCBI's taxonomy places the organism in Eukaryota, Metazoa, Chordata, Actinopteri, Elopiformes, Megalopidae. Gene Ontology annotation, cellular component: membrane. The transcript is spliced from 8 exons. The record is from RefSeq and is a predicted model, not a curated record. The coding region runs from base 20 to 1576 and encodes 518 amino acids.